UUGCGCUAAUUCUGAUAUAACUGCGGUCACAGAAAACGAGACUGUACAUGUACUCGCGGCACGAAUACGAUUUCAUGAUUCUCUCCAUGACGGAUGUGGGAAAAGAACGAAGACGUUCGAAGAAAUGAUGAGUGACAACGCAAUUUUAGAAGAGCAACAAGAAAAUGAAGAUGUAACGAACGAAUGGGAAUAUGUAACGUAUGAACAAAAAGAAGAAGACAAAUUAGAGAAAAUCUCUGAUGUGGAAGACGCGCAAGUAAUUGAAAAAGCGAAAGAAUUAGAAAAGAGUGAGGAAGAUGAAGAUGCGGAUAAGAAAAUCAUGACGUUUCUGCGUGAAAAGGGUUUAAGCAAAACUCUUAUCAAGACGUUGAUCAAUACCGGUCUUACGAACGAAAAUGUCAGACUUUUAAAGACUUUAGAUCUAACCGAUGACGACGUCGACAAUUUGCGUGAUUUAUGGCAAGCAAAAAUUGUUGAACAAGUUAGCAAAAGCAGCGAUUCUAUUAAUUCCACUUUGCCCGGCGGCUCGUCGUCGAGCGCGCACUUGUCGCCGAACAGCGUCUAUUUAAAAAGGGUCUUGAGCAAGCCAUUGAUACAAGCUCUUCGCGAAAUUGUAGCAAAGCAACCGGCCGAUCCGGUGGAAUAUCUGGGCCACUGGCUGCUACAUUUUAAAGUUUGCGAAGAACUAAGUAUACAGCGGAAAGAACGUGAAGUGAAACUUUUUAUCAGCCAAGAAAAACUGAAACCGAAAAAAGUUGAAGAAACUCUUUCCGAGUGGAAAAAAGAAGAGGUUCCCGGCGAGGAUUUGAAUUAUUUCGAUUAUGACGAAUAUAUGUUUAAUUAUUAA
This is a messenger RNA of Pseudomyrmex gracilis, 847 nucleotides long. Its product is annotated as 60S ribosome subunit biogenesis protein NOP8-like. NCBI's taxonomy places the organism in Eukaryota, Metazoa, Arthropoda, Insecta, Hymenoptera, Formicidae. Gene Ontology annotation, cellular component: Set1C/COMPASS complex. The record is from RefSeq and is a predicted model, not a curated record. Bases 125 to 847 code for a protein of 240 amino acids. The transcript is spliced from 5 exons.